Messenger RNA from Arachis ipaensis, 567 nucleotides. The record is from RefSeq and is a predicted model, not a curated record. NCBI's taxonomy places the organism in Eukaryota, Viridiplantae, Streptophyta, Magnoliopsida, Fabales, Fabaceae.
AAAAAGAGAGAGUUCAUGGUUUACCCUGAAUUUUCCUUUUGGCAGGCUGGUCUUCUACCAGGUGUUCUGAAUAUAGUUUCUGGAUUUGGCCCAAUUGUUGGUGCAGCUCUUGCAAGUCACAUGGACGUUGACAAGCUAGCAUUUACUGGAUCAACAGACACUGGAAAAAUUGUGCUUGAAUUGGCUGCAAGAAGCAAUCUGAAGCUUAUGACAUUGGAGCUGGGAGGCAAAUCAGCUUUCAUUGUGUGUCAUGAUGCUGAUGUUGACCACGCUGUUGAACAAGCAACCUUUGCUCUCUUCUUUAAUAAGAUACGGACAAUGUUUCUGUGCUGGAGAAGUCAAAGAAAACGUGCUUUGAGACGCGUUGUUGGUGAUCCAUUCAAGAAGGGUAUUGAAGAAGGCCCUCAGAUUGACACAGAACAAUUUGAGAAAGUGCUUAAGUACAUAAGAUUUGGAACUGAAAGCAAUGCUACCCUUGAAUGUGAGGGUCAGCGAUUGGGCUCAAAAGGCUUCUUCAUCGAGCCAACUGUUUUCUCCAAUGAUAAGGGAUACAAUAAAGAAUCUUGA